GCAAACGAUCUUGAAUAAAUAGGCAUUCAAUGAUGGCACAGCCUGCGACCCUGGCAUCUGAAUAUUCGAAUGAAGUUCCUCUUCAACCAAUAGAGCACAGAUUCAAUCCCUAUACUGAUAAUGGUGGUACCGUCUUGGGAAUUGCAGGAGAGGACUUUGCCGUCUUAGCAGGUGAUACCAGAAGCACAUCCGGCUACAGUAUAAAUACACGUUACGAGCCAAAAGUCUUUGAUGUUGGAAACAAUCUCCUGUUGACAGCCAAUGGGUUUGCUGCAGAUUCUGCCCAAUUGAUCAAAGUGUUUAAAAACCAACUGGAAUGGUACCACUUUGACCACAACAAGCCAAUGAGCACACAGAGCGCAGCCAGAUUCAUACAGCAUCUUCUCUAUGGAAAACGGUUUUUUCCUUACUACGUCCACACGAUUUUGGGAGGAUUGGAUGAGGAAGGCAAAGGUGCUAUUUACUCAUUCGACCCUGUGGGAUCCUACGAAAGAGAGCAAUGUCGUGCAGGAGGGGCAGCGGCCUCUUUGAUUAUGCCGUUUCUGGACAACCAAGUUAAUUUCAAAAACCAGAUGGACCCUGCAAGUGAUGGCAAAAAACGGAAACCAUUACGUUUCCUUUCAUUGGAAGAAGUCAUACAACUGGUGAGGGAUGCAUUCAGUUCUGCCACCGAAAGACAUAUACAGGUUGGUGAUGGAUUGGAAAUUUUGAUUGUGACUAAAGACGGAGUGAGGACAGAGUACUAUCCACUCAAGAGAGAUUGAAGAUAUGUAAGUUUAUUGAGGUAGAUUGAAACCGAUGUUCUUGAUAACUUUUUGGUAGUAAACAUAGAAGAAGUCUGAAUACACCAGUGUCUGAAUAAUACCCGUCGUCAGUGCCAACUUAUCCAAAUGUCCUUCGGCGAAAUAUCUGUAGAACCAGUUUGGGAUAUACAAUGCUCUGUAAAGACCCAAUGCGAAAAUGUAAUGGAUAGUAAGCAAUUCAGACUCUCCACUCUUCUGGAGCAUGAACAAUUGCGGUAGAAUGCACACAGAUUCAAGCCAAAGACUGAAACUCCACAAAACCUCGGUGAUGGUGAACUUGUGGUUGAAAAUCAGACCAAGGACAAAAGAUGGCGCAAUCAAGUAUUGAAUCUUGAAAUCAUCACUGUACUCUCCGAUGUUCUUGGUGAACUUUUUAAGCAGAAAAAUCGUGUAGAUAGACGACGAAAUAAAGAAUAUCUUCAUAAGAGUAUUGUACAGCGACACGUAACUGUAAAACAGAUCCAAGUAUCUGGUCACAAACACUAAAGCGUACAAGAUGUUAGUUUUCAAGGAAAUGCCUUUAGCAGACUUCCUCGUCCAAAUUGUGUGAAGUAGAAUGAAGAUAGAUGCCAAAUGGCUCAGAUCUCCGGCAAUUCGGAAUAUAUUCAGCAUUUCUCUACGCUUCUU
Ogataea polymorpha is the source of this 1430-nucleotide messenger RNA. RefSeq lists its product as uncharacterized. The coding region runs from base 33 to 764 and encodes 243 amino acids. NCBI's taxonomy places the organism in Eukaryota, Fungi, Ascomycota, Pichiomycetes, Pichiales, Pichiaceae. Gene Ontology annotation, cellular component: proteasome core complex. The transcript is spliced from 2 exons. The record is from RefSeq and is a predicted model, not a curated record.